AGCGAAAUAUUAACUUUUGGAGUGACGGACACUGCACGUUGAGGUGCGGAGGGUGGUUUUAAAGAAAAAAACAAAAAGAAGAGAGAGAGAAAAAUAGAGAGAACCAUGGAACGUACAACCAUGUCGAUGCGAAUGAAGAUUAGCGAGCCGAUAAAAUGGAACGGGGAGUAAGAAGGGAGCUUCUCCUCCACCCCGCAACCUACCCCCCUCCCCCCUUGCUUUCCCACCCGCCGCAAAAAAAAAACCUUUAGCCAUUGUUGCGUUGUUUAUGGUGUACAUGCAGUGUGUGUGUGCGUGAAUUUGAUCCAACAGUGUCCGUAAUCGUAAUCGUAAUCCUAAUCGGUGAUGCGACGCUGCGCGUGUUAUUGACAGUUUACCGAUCAGUGAGGGGUGUUGGAAAGAACAGAAGGAAAGAAGAGAGACGAAGAAGAGAAAAGAGAUUGACGAAGAAAUGGUGCGAAAUCGGUCGAACGAUCGCCACUGACAAUAUAAUAACAUAGUAGCGUGGAAUCGUGUGUUAACGAAUAUUCGUCAAUCAAAGAGUGUGGAAAGCAGCUGGAAGAAGAGAUAAUAUAAAUAGUUUAAUUUAUACCCAAAGUUGAUUGAUUGUCGCUGAAUUAAUAUUUAUAUUGUUGUUGUUUAAUGGUGACGAUGAUAAUUAACGUGUGGACCUGCCGACGGAGGAACGAGAGAUUUUAAUCUUUUAUCAAGAAUGCACUGAGGAAACGAGAGGAGGAAGGACUUUGAGAUGUCAGCCGUCACCAGUCCGUAUGGCCCCACGGAGAUGCUGUCCGACUCCGUUUACAAUUACGCAACGGCUCGCACCGCUGAUCAGGACUCUGACUCUCAGUUCGAGUCGCAAACGCCGAUCCAGAUAUCGUCGGGCCAAAAGCCUAGGAACAAAAGGAAGAAUUUUAAACCAAUUAGCAGCCGGAUGGCCGAGGUUUCGGACGAGUCUGAUCGCGAGGACGUCGACAGGUACAUUGACGAGGAGGACAAUCAGAUUGACAAUAACUCGAACGACAACGCUGUUGAGAUACUCGAGUACGAGAGAAAGAAAAUGCUACCAGUCGACGAACAGCGGGUCAAACUUCCGACGGAUGAGAGGGUCAAGCAGGGUUUAAACAACAACGAGGCCAGUCCAAUGGAUCUAUCGGUUACGACUCGGCCUGCCUCCUCCGAGGCUGACGACGACAGCAGCGACUCCAUGAGACACAAGUUCAUCCUGGAGCAACUCAGGUCCCAGAAGCUUUACUCCCCCAGUCGUGAGGUAAGGAGUCCUACCUCGGAUUCCUCGGAGAAAAGCGGCGGCAGUGGUGUACCACUCGACCCCGAGGUCGCGGGGGGACGGCUCGACGUAAACGGUGGCCAAUUCGACGACGAGCGACCCGGGACCGAGGAGAGGGUACCGACCCAGGGGAUGAGGGAGUACGCCGAGUCGACGAUGCAGGAACUCCUCGCGAUCUACGGCCUCGGAGGAGAGCUCGCCAAGUCAGUCACGAGGCAGCUUCCGCUCAAUUUUCUCAAUCCUCCGGUCAGCCAUCCCCAGGGAAAGAUGAACGACUCGUCUUCAAUGGCACCUGGAAGCCCACCGACGCCUCCUCACACGCCGCAGAGUCCACCGCGGCAAAACGUCGCCUCGAGCUUGUCGCAGUCGAGUCAAACCUCGAAUCACGCCCCGCAAAAUUUCCCGCCACAAUUACACGCGGUACAGAAUUCACCGCUAAGUCAAAUACUCGUACAGAAUCCCGCCCUCGCUCAGCUGCUACAGCAAAACCCGGCCAUCCUUACUCAGCAUCCCCAGCUCGCUCAGCUGCUGCAACAAAAUUUGGCACAAAUGGGUUCCGUUUUGUUCCAAAACGUACGCAGGGACGACGUCGAGGAAAGGGUUCCCCCCACAAUAGCCAGCCUGGCGGCAAUGACAGUCGAGGCAGCUGACCCCAAGGUUUCCGCACUCUUGAGGCAAAGUAUGUCCCCGGUAGCGGACCCCUUGAUCGGCAGCACGAAAUCUCCAGUUCCUCAGCCAAUAAUCGAUUACUCGCGAUACGUCCGUCGGUAUACGUCCGGCCAAGAAUGCGGUAACUCUUAUUGCAAGGAGUUGGGUUGCAGAGAGCAUUUCCAUUGUCUCGACUGCAGUGGCAGAGUAUUCGUGAAGAAGGAGGAAAUGAUAAGGCACUUCAAGUGGCACAAAAAGAGGGACGAAUCCUUGCAGCACGGGUUUAUGAGGUAUUCGCCGACCGACGACUGCUCGGAAAGACACCCCGGACGUGCCUGUCCCCACAACAGAAAGCAGACCCACUACCACUGCAUCCACGAGAACUGUGACAAGGUUUACAUAUCAACCUCGGACGUUCAGAUGCACGCUAAUUAUCACCGGAAAGACUCCGCUAUCAUCCAGGAAGGUUUUCAACGCUUCAGAGCCACCGAAAGCUGUGGCACGGAGUACUGUCCCUUCGCCGGUCAGCGCACAACUCAUUUCCACUGUCGUCGACCUGGCUGCCGAUUCACGUUUAAGAACAAGGCCGACAUGGAGAAACACAAAUCGUACCACAUCAAGGACGAGCAACUGUCCCGCGACGGGUUCAAAAAGUUCAUGAAGUCGGAAGCCUGCCCGUUCGACCAGUGCCGCUUCUCCAGGGUCUGCAACCAUAUCCACUGCAUCAGACCGCACUGCAGCUACGUUCUCCACUCGUCAGGUCAGCUGUUUUCCCACAAGCGUAAGCACGAAAGACACGACUCGGAAUUGGCCUACCGGAAGUACAAGCAGGCGGGAAGUACCGGGAUCCGGCCUCCGAGUUCUUGGGCUCCGGAAGAUCUCGGAAGUCAGAGCCUCGCGCUCAGUUUGAACGGGGAAAGUUCUAACGAAGGGAGAGGCUCGCCGUCUUACUUCUCUUUGGACGACUCCUUCCAGAGUGCGAGCGACCUUGCAAUGGACCUGACUUCCUCAGCUUCCGGUCCGCCUACGGGGAACUCGACUGUCACCACAACGCCGACUUACUCAGGCGAGCAGCAGCAGCAGCUAACUCCCGUGGAACUAGCGUACUUGGCACCAGCCAGUGCUGACUGUCCUUGUCAGCUGGGGCGAGAUCAUCACCACUGCGGCCUUGACCGCUGCGGGGCGACGCUGCGCGACCCGAGAGAGGUCAGGGAACACCUUAGGGAACACGAGACUCAGGAGAGGAUAACCGACGCGUACUUCGAAGAGGGUGGCUGCGAGGAGGGCUGUCCGUAUAUGGAUAAGGAGAAGCACUACCACUGCAACUGGGACAAUUGCCGCGAGGUGAUUCUCGCUACGGACAAGCCCUUCCGGAGGCUUCAGCACUACAAGAUACACGAGUACAGUAGACAGCUGAACCUUUCCUCCGCGUCUCACCCCCUGUCCUCGGACGUCACGUUGACCCACCUGACAAACAUCGACGCGAUGUUCAGGCGAAAGAGGGGCAGGCCGCCGAAGAAUCGUGUCAUCGAAAUAUGGUCCGGAGGCGACCCGGCUACCCAAACUCACGACUCGCCUCAGGCGAUAUUCACGAGCUUCAAACUACCAAAGCCGACUCCGUCGUCGACCCCGAACACCCCGACCGAGGAACGCGAGGGCAGCGUCUCUCCCUCGAACAGCCUCGGCGAACCCGAAGGAUUCUCAACCUACAACUCGGAGUGCUGUCCCGAGGCUGCCUGCGCCCUUAGAGCAACGAGGCAUCAUCACUGCUCCCAGCCUCGUUGUCAUUUUUCGACGGACCGUCCUGACCAGCUCCUUAUGCACAGCAAGGACUUCCACGAUAACGUUGACAUUUUGCCGGGGUUUUCAUUCUUCGACAAGAUGAUAGACUGUAAGCUCAACGGGUGUCACAGCAACCGGGUUAAUCGUCAUUUUCACUGCACCAGACCGAAUUGCGGAUAUUCUUUCGUACGGUACUCGGCUAUGGCUUUGCACGAGAAACAACACAGUAAUUGCUCAAGCCAGGGUAACGGGGGUACGAAUGAACCGGAAAUUAGCGAGAUUAGCCAAGAUAUUAAGCCGCGAAUUCAGGUGAAAAAUCCUGCUGAGCUAAUCGACAAGCCGGAAGAUAAUUUUGCCGAGGAAACCGGCAGGACCAUCAUUACAACUGAUGACAAGGAGAGAGAGAUACCAAGUCCUGACUCGAGCAAGACUACGGUGGUGAGGGCGGCAGGCACCUAUUAUCCGGUCAGCGGACCGCCGAUCGAAACGGCACAUCCGGGCGCCAUGCUAUCCAUGCGAGCUUCCGUGCAUCAAGAACCCCAAGCGAUACCAUCCACCAGUUCUUCACCCCAUACUCUUUACGGACCAGAGCAGAGUUGUAGCCGGCCGUUCUGUAAGCUGAAGCGUAAAAACCACUAUCACUGCAACGCGUGCAACCAAGCAUUCUCAGAAUUAGACAGACUGGUGGCCCACAUCGCAAAACACUCGACCGGGGCAAUCUUGAGCCAACAGCAACAUGAAGUGGGAAGCAGCGGUCAAAACUCGCAACUUCAGAGAGACGCAAUUCUGAAUCAACAGCAGCACGAUUACCUCGCCCAGUUGUCAGUGCAGAAGCACGAAUUUAUGGCGCAAAAUGCCCAGAUUGCUCAGAACGUACAAAACUUUCAAAACAUGCAGAGGCAGAUACAACAAAAUCUGACAAUGAGCCAGCAGUCGGCCAAGGAGUGCAGCAUGACGAAGUCAGGAGACGGUGGCAAUAUGAAUCAGAGGAUAGAUCAGUUGGCGGUGGUGAGCGGAAACAGCGUGAAACGUGAACCAGGGGAAAACAAUCGCGAAGAAGAAAUGAUGCACAACGAAAAUGGCCAAGCGCAGUCUCAGCUGAUGAAUCAGACGCAGUCCCUUCAGCAGCCGUCGAUUUCUCAGGGCUUUGAGAUUGAUCUUAGUCACGGAUUCCACUUUCCUAGUCCAGCGGUCAUGGCCGCGAUGAACCAACAGUUCGCACUUAUGAACCAAGCAUUGCCACCCUUCCUCCAACAUGGCGGGAUGUACGCCGGUGCACCGGGACUUAUGUUUGCCCCGGGCCUGCCCCCCGGAAACUUUUUACCGCCUUCCAGAGACGAGAACCCAUUAGCCUCGCUGGCGGCGAACCUGAACCUUGGUGUUAAGAGGUCCUUGUCUCCUCCUGAUAGUAAUUCACCGGAAGCCAAGAAACAGAGGCUGCAUCAUUCGAUGAGGAUGCUGAAGGAUGAGCCGGUACCGGAGGGUUACGUGAGAUUCAGAUUUAACGAGGACUGUCGUUAUCAGCACUGCGGAUACCGCGAACACCAGACUCACUUUCACUGCAUGCGCCAAGACUGCGGUUACUCUUUUUGCGACAAGACGAGGUUUGUCCAACACACCGCGCGGCACGAACGUCUCGACACUCUGAUGGGGGGUGACUUUCAGCAAUACAGAGCAAACGUACCUUGCGGCAGGCCCCAGUGCGCCUACACCUCUUCUUUGGGAUCGAUGCAGAACAAGGCGUCGCACUUUCAUUGUUUGAAGUGUGACUUUGUCUGCACAGACACGAACAAGGUCGUUGCUCAUCGAAGACAGCACGCUAAGUUGGACAGCAUCGCCGCAGCUGGUUUCCAGAAAUUUACGCCCAGCCAACCUUGCGGCGCUGUACAGUGUCAGCACUCCGGAAAGCAGACCCAUUACCAUUGCCUGCAGUGCCAGUAUGCCGUCUUGGGACUUGCACAGAUGUCAGCGCACAAGUACCGGCACAUGGAUGACGGCGAAUGCUUGGACGAGGGGUGACGACGACCAAGCAUCUGCAUCGGCGUUGCUGCGCUGGUCGAUGUCAGAAGUAUGGACUAUCGAAUGGUGUAAGAAACAAACAAAA
Molecule: messenger RNA, 5822 nt
Organism: Diprion similis
Lineage: Eukaryota; Metazoa; Arthropoda; Insecta; Hymenoptera; Diprionidae
Exons: 11
Coding region: 749-5737 (1662 amino acids)
Biological process (GO): positive regulation of transcription by RNA polymerase II; regulation of neuron differentiation
Cellular component (GO): nucleus
Molecular function (GO): DNA-binding transcription factor activity, RNA polymerase II-specific; RNA polymerase II transcription regulatory region sequence-specific DNA binding
Source: RefSeq, a predicted model, not a curated record